AUGGAUGAGUUCGAACUACCGCUCAUUAUAGGUGACGAUAACGACAUGGAUAUCGGCUCAAAUUCUUCAUGUGUGAGAUGGUAUCAAAAGGAGAUCUGGCAGCUCACCAAGCUCCCCUAUUACGAAGAUCUCGAGAGACAAGCGAACAAGACUCUCGCCAGCAUAAAGGCUGGCUUAUCACACGCGAUACUUCUGAAUGAUCCCAUCACUGGUCUCAUGCACUGGGUGCCGGAAUUGGAACGAUACAUUGAUUAUCAUGGUCGUCGUUUAAGUAAAGACGAUCACAUUCUGUUCGUUCGCCUAUUGAAUUGUUCGGUCAAAAAAGGCAACACCUUCAGGGACGUGAAAAUUUCAAUGCACUGUCUCAAUAAGUUGCUUGGCAAACGCGAUUUCCUGUUGCGUGGUGAUUUGGAAAUCGAUUGGAGACCCCUCUUUGAUUUGUAUGUCGAAGUAUCCUACAAGAACUUGGAGGAAGAUGGCAUUUUCCUCAUGCCAGAUGGGUUCAGAUCUGAACUACAAGCAUACAUUUCACAUUCUCGGCGCUAUUUCUCAGAUAAUGCAACGCAGCAAUUACUUGACGAGUUGCGCCCGUUGAUGUGCGUCUGGGAUGAGUCCAUAGUACGGGCUUGGCGAUUACUAGAAUUGUUUGUGCCAAUGAAUCUCCCACCCGACAGACAGAUUACACAUGGGAGCGGGUUGUGGCUGGAUGAGGCAUGGCAUUGGUUCGUAACAGUGGAGAACAAUAAUCUCGUCGAAGCAUCCAUCUUGAAGAUGUUUGUGAGACUAUCUGUUGAGUGUCCAGGAUCAGUUGAUUGGACUGACAAACUUGACGUCAUUUUUACGAAGUUGAUUCGAUCGUUUCGGCUUGGUAGCGUCGUAGGGCUUUGUCAGCAGUUCAAUUCAGAAGGUGCAUCAGGGUUCAUCACAUAUGCAAUGGGAACACAGUGUCACGAAAAGCUGAUGAAAAAUUUGCAGUCAGUUUUUCAAUUGGUGGAGUCUUACCUACAUCCGUCGAAUCACGGCAUGCAUACACAACAUUUGCUAAUUCCAGCCUCCAUGCGGCUUACACAAGUCCACCUUGACGAGUUUGUCACGCAAAUGCUGCCAUGUCUGAAAUUGGCAAUGUUCUCCAAAGCACGGAAUGACGUAUAUCCUGCUCUUGAGACUCUCACUGAACCUCAUCGUUUGCUUCAAGCUUUACAAGUACUUGUUGCUGUGGCGCCAGUGCUGGCCAAGGACCAGCCCGAUAAAAAUGGGAAGACGUUC
Messenger RNA from Ostertagia ostertagi, 1266 nucleotides. Lineage: Eukaryota; Metazoa; Nematoda; Chromadorea; Rhabditida; Trichostrongylidae. The record is from the annotation of a GenBank genome assembly.